Molecule: messenger RNA, 911 nt
Organism: Haliotis rubra (blacklip abalone)
Lineage: Eukaryota; Metazoa; Mollusca; Gastropoda; Lepetellida; Haliotidae
Exons: 4
Coding region: 30-827 (265 amino acids)
Source: RefSeq, a predicted model, not a curated record
ACCACUAGGAGACAAGUAUUGAUGCCUCCAUGACAACAAAGCAUAGCGGAAUACAAGUCCACACAGUCAUCUACACAGUGACUUUGGGUAUGGUAGAUACUGGCAUGUCACAGACGAUGUCGUUGUUUAAGACAACGUUGCUCAUGACGCUGAUCCACAUAACCAGCACAGCAACUUCAGGAAAUAUUCUUGGCGGCAAACCAUCAACUGAUUCACAAGGAAAUGAUGACGAUGCAGGCACAUGUAUGUUUACUGAUGCACAACCAACACCUUACUGGCAGGUGGACCUCCAGGAUUCCUACGACGUCCACAACAUCACCUUGAGAACAUGCGGGGGAUCAUGGGGAUGGAAAACCAGGUCAGUUCAGAUCUGGACCUACUUCAGCAACCCUGACCAGUGUCCAGGUGCUGUCGGCUUUCUCUAUGGAACAACACCAGCAGGCACGGGAGAAUCCGAGACUCACGUGUUCCACGCCACACCUACAUACCCAGUUCGGUACAUUCGACUUGUUGCCACAACACAGCCAGACCUUGGUUUGGAGGAAGCGUUGGCCAUGGGGACUCCCACAACAGGUGUACAGGUACCCCUGUGUUCAGUCUCCAGGUUUUCAGCAACUCCAGGGAAGAAGGUACAAACUGCUUUGGCCUCCAAAACUACUCAGUCAGCCACUGAUUGCGCGGUCAGAUGUCACAUGACUCGGACCUGCCUCGCUUUCAGCUUCAAUCCUUCUUUGACAGAAGACAACUGUUUCCUCGCCCACUGCCCAAGUACAACCGACGAGACUGGUUGGACUGCCUGGAUUUUGAAUCCGGUGUCUAAUACAUAGCUGAACUGUAGAAGCAAGAUGGCUGACUUUGUGAAGUUGUCAAUGAUGUAAAUGAGUGAGUGAGUGAGUUUAGUUUUACGCCGC